AUGCUGAACCAGAGGGACGCCAAGGUCGGCACCGGAACGACUUCGGUGGCGGAAGAGGUGGCCGAGGUGCAGCGUCUGCUGAAGGCGAGCGGGCUCCGGUACACGAUGCACUCCGCCGGGACGACGGUCGAGCGAGGCUUCGGAAAAACAUCGAGAUCCAGCACGGUGCAAGCUAACGGCGGCACUCCGGCGCGUGCAGAGGGCAGUUGGGACGAGGUCAUGGCCGUCGUCGGCAAGGCGCACACCGUUGUCCACCGCCGUGGCGUGGUUCGGGUGCAGUUGUCGAUGAGGGUCGGCUCGAGGCACGCCCCCCCAAAGAUCCUCUAUGCGCGAGCACGCCGGACGGCCGAGGAGAAGGUGAAGCGGGUGGAGAAACUGCUGGCAGACCAGAGCAGCUGA
Messenger RNA from Drechmeria coniospora, 399 nucleotides. RefSeq names its product cell wall biogenesis protein Ecm15. The record is from RefSeq and is a predicted model, not a curated record. Gene Ontology annotation, cellular component: cytosol. Lineage: Eukaryota; Fungi; Ascomycota; Sordariomycetes; Hypocreales; Ophiocordycipitaceae. Bases 1 to 399 code for a protein of 132 amino acids. The transcript is spliced from 3 exons.